Messenger RNA from Yarrowia lipolytica CLIB122, 1389 nucleotides. RefSeq lists its product as uncharacterized. NCBI's taxonomy places the organism in Eukaryota, Fungi, Ascomycota, Dipodascomycetes, Dipodascales. Gene Ontology annotation, cellular component: NuA4 histone acetyltransferase complex. Gene Ontology annotation, molecular function: protein binding. The record is from RefSeq and is a predicted model, not a curated record.
AUGACGUCUCUGGCCAACCUGAUAUACGCACAGACUCUCUACAAGUACGCGAUCGACAACAGCGUCAAAUCGGUAGUCGUGUUACCAGAUAUCCCCCAACCUAUCGCCGAGUACAUGGCAACACAAGUUCCCAAACACCCAUUGAUUCAACCCGACAUUCUCAGCAUGACAGGAGGCCCUUCCUCGCUAACUGCCGCCCAUUGUCAAAAGUGGUGGCGUCAGAUGAUCUCAUCGACGAAAAUUGCAGAAAAGGAACUCGCUCUGAGCAGUUUGGCCAAGUUGGUGGAUGGAUUCAGACAUGUUUUGUACAACGAGACGGUGGCUGGUCUGAAAGCCGACGAGGUGAAAUUCAAGCAUCUGAAGGAGAUGGAGCGGGAUAAAAAGAUUAAGGCCGAAACUGAGCGAUUAGAGAAGGAAAGACUAGAGAAGGAGAGACUACAAAAGGAACAACAGGAAAAAGAACAACAGGCCAGACGGGAGGCACUAGAAGCUAGCAAAGAGCAGGAAGAGGCCUCAAAAGCUCAGCAAUCAAUGACGAAAUCUGACGACGAGGACGUAGAGAUGACUGACGCUGUGGAGGAAUUGAAGGAGAACGAAAACAGCAGUAAGAAGGAGCAGGCUGAAGUUGAGACUACAGAGGCUGAUGUGGAGUCAGUAAAGGUCAAGGAGGAAGAAAAGGACACUGAGGUCGAGACCGAAAAGAAGACAGUAGAGGCUGAGGCUGAGGCUGAGGCUGAGGCUGAGGCUGAGGCUGAGGCUGAAGAGCAGAAUUACAAGGAUGAAGAGGAGCAGGCUGAUGGUGCAGAGGCAGAUGUCGAGUCGGACGCGAGGGAGGCUGAGGAGUCGGGGUCCGACAAGGAAACGACUGCCGACGUGGAGACCGACCGUGGAGAGACAGAAGAACCCGAUGAGAGCGAAUUAGACCGGGUGACGGAAACUCCAGAGGCAGGAGCUACUCCUGGAUCCGAGGAACGGACUCGAAAGCGAGCACGAUCUACCACUGAAGACUCUGAUUCGCGAAAGCGGUCGCGCCGAAACACCUCUGCUGCCCCUUCGGCCAACCGCAAGUUUCAGAACGUGGCUGGCAAUCUGCUCUCGAACAUCUCAUCCAACAAAUCUGCGUCUUUCUUCACACACCCUGUCAAUCCCAACAGUGCGCCCAACUACUACGAGUUGAUCUUUUCGCCGACGGACAUCCGGACCAUCAAGGCCCAGGUCAAGGACGGACGUAUUUCAUCCACUUCUGAGCUUGAACGUGAGGUCGCCAAGAUGUUUGCCAACGCCAUCAUGUACAACCCUUGGGACUCUGAUGUAAACCUGUGGGCUCGAGAGAUGCAGCAGGAGACUGAUGCUCUCUUGACCUUGUUUCGGGGAGCAGGUGGGGAGUAG